Salvia miltiorrhiza (redroot sage) is the source of this 1376-nucleotide messenger RNA. Its product is annotated as protein SRC2 homolog. The coding region runs from base 440 to 1234 and encodes 264 amino acids. The transcript has a single exon. Gene Ontology annotation, biological process: defense response. The record is from RefSeq and is a predicted model, not a curated record. Lineage: Eukaryota; Viridiplantae; Streptophyta; Magnoliopsida; Lamiales; Lamiaceae.
AUCUAAUUUGAUGAAUUAAAAGAAUUAGUUUCACGAUAUUAUAUUAACACAUUUUCAUAUUAAUUUUUAAAAUAGGAGUAUCACAUAAGAUUAAUCUUAUUUUAUAAACUUUAUGAUAAAAUUAAUUAUAGGGUAAUUUAAUCUCGAAUUUUCCAAUCCCUAUAUACUCCAAGUCGUGACGUCACUCUUGCUUCACACGGCAUAAACGCUGUAUGGCCCACAUAUCUCUAGAGAGAGGAAGAGAGCUCGUCUCGUGUAGUCGGUCUAAUGCACCUUCCUCCCCUUUUCUUUUUUCCUUAGCCACAUCAAUAAUCUCCUCCCUAUAUAUAGCUAAUAGCCCCCACCCCCAAUUCAUCAACAACCCUAAAUUCCCAAAUUCCAUAAAUCUUAAUCUUCAUAUCCACUAAUUUUCAAUCGAUCAAUCCUCUCUUCUGCAGCAAUGGAGUACCGCCGGUUGAACAUCACCGUCCUCUCUGCCCAGGGGCUGAAGGACGUCAACCACUUCUCGAAGAUGGACGUCUACGCCGACGUCUCCAUCGCCGGCUACCCCCAAUCCCGCCAGCGCACCCCCAUCGACAAGAACUCCGGCACUUCCCCCAAAUGGAACCACCGCAUGGAGUUCAUCGUCGACGAGCCCUACCUCACCAAGCCCGGCCUCUCCCUCCUCUUUCAGAUCCGGACUCAGAGCACCUUCGGCCCCGACAAGGACAUCGGCUCAGUCACCGUCCCCGUCCACGACCUCUUCACCCCGGCAUCCGCCUCCGCCGACCGAACCCUAGAUUAUCAGGUCGUCACCCCCUCCGGCAAGCCCAAGGGCACCCUAAAAUUCUCCUACAAAUUUGGGGAAAAAUUCACACACCAACCGGAGACAAAGCGCGCCGCCGAGCCGGUCACGGCGUACCCGCCGCCGCAGUAUGCUUACCCGCCCGCUCAGCAUCCGGCGGGGUACGGGUACGGGCAAGGAUACCCGGCGGCUCCCCCCGCGGGGUACGGGUACGGGCAAGGGCACGCGGCGGCUCCCCCGGCGGGGUACGGGUACGCUCCGGCGUACGCGCAGCCGCAGAGGCCGAAGAAGAAUAAGAUGGGAAUGGGCGGCGGAUUAGGGUUGGGAUUGGGGGCGGGAUUAUUGGGAGGAUUGCUGGUGGGAGAUAUGGCGUCGGAUAUUGGGGAAUCGGCGGCCUAUGCUGAUGGCUAUGGUGAUGCCAUGGGCGACAUGGGUGAUUUUGAUUUCUAGGGUUUCUGUUAUUGAUUUUUUUUUUUUUCCUCUUUAUUCAUAGAUUUACUUAUGCAUAUGAGUGAUAUUUAGCGGACUUUAGCUGUUGUAUAGUAUAAUAUAAGAAUUAAAUCAGAUAAUGAAUGAUCGAAUUUUCCUGAUA